Messenger RNA from Papaver somniferum (opium poppy), 903 nucleotides. Its product is annotated as putative Myb family transcription factor At1g14600. NCBI's taxonomy places the organism in Eukaryota, Viridiplantae, Streptophyta, Magnoliopsida, Ranunculales, Papaveraceae. Gene Ontology annotation, molecular function: DNA binding; DNA-binding transcription factor activity. The transcript has 5 exons. The coding region runs from base 1 to 903 and encodes 300 amino acids. The record is from RefSeq and is a predicted model, not a curated record.
AUGGAGGAAAUUUGUGAGAUAACACUAAACCUAAAGAGGCCACCAUCUUCUCCACUUGAUCUAAGACUUGAGCCACCAGACCCAACAGAUACUGAAUUUGGUUUGCAACGUCUCGAAAAUAUAGUACCGGAAAAUAGUUGGAUAUCAAGAACUGUAAGACCUUAUGUUAGAUCAAAGGUACCACGACUUCCGUGGACACCGGAUCUUCAUGAUGUCUUUCUUCAUGCAGUCCAUCGCCUUGGUGGAGAAGAAAUUCUUUUUGGUUCUUUUCUAUUGGUUUACGGGAUUACAAAGGCUACACCAAAGUUGGUGUUAGAAACUAUGGAUGUAAGGGGACUUACGAUAUCACAUGUUAAGAGUCAUCUUCAGCAUCGUCGACAUCAUCAAGGGAAUUACGAAGAGAAAAAUAAGUUAGGAUGGACAGGCAAACAGAAAGGCAUCAUUGAAUACCAUCAUCAUCAUAAGGCUGACCAGAGCUACGCCUCAAACAACCACCACGAAAAUGAUGGAAGUAUUGUAGUGACUUCAGAAUGCCAGAUAAGGAAACCAAAAUCCUACAUCAUCUGCACUGGACUUCUUAAAAGCUGCUCCCCCCAAGAGAGUGGCUAUGAAAUGCAUAAAGAAAUAGAGAUGAAUAAAGACCUCCCAAAUGAAUAUACUGGAAGUGAACGCAUGAUUCCAGGCUCGCAUUACUCACAACAACCACUAAAAUCAUAUGCUGCUGCAGAUCAUCAAAACGAAGUUGUCGAUAGCUCAUUGUCUCUUUCUUUAUUUAGAAAUGCUUCAAAACCAUUAAAACUCAAGUACGAUGAUUCCUACACUAAUCUAACCAGUGGUACUACUGAUCAUGGGUUUGGUCUCUCUCUAGAUAUAACAUCCUCCUGCUCUUCUACUCUUCGCUAA